Molecule: messenger RNA, 639 nt
Organism: Hypanus sabinus (Atlantic stingray)
Lineage: Eukaryota; Metazoa; Chordata; Chondrichthyes; Myliobatiformes; Dasyatidae
Gene: polr1h
Product: RNA polymerase I subunit H
Exons: 5
Coding region: 16-486 (156 amino acids)
Biological process (GO): DNA-templated transcription; termination of RNA polymerase I transcription
Cellular component (GO): RNA polymerase I complex
Molecular function (GO): zinc ion binding; DNA-directed RNA polymerase activity; nucleic acid binding
Source: RefSeq, a predicted model, not a curated record
CCUCCCCGCCGCCGGAUGGCGCUCUAUCGGCGAAAGAAACCCCUCCCCGCCGCCGGAUGGCGCUCUAUCGGCGAAAGGAAUCCUCCCCAUCUCGGCCGGGGGGCGCUGCUGGCGGCUCUGAUGGCUGAUUCCUGCUUUGAAUCCGACCCCGACUUCUGCCCCGAGUGUGGAACCAUCCUGCCGCUACCGGGUCACGAGCAGUUCGUGGUGUGCCGUAGGUGUGGUUUCCAGAUCAGCAUCCAUGCCUUCGAAGGGACAGAGAUCCACUCAGAGCUGGUGUUCAAUGAUCCAGAGAUCCUGUUGGCCAACCUGACCACUGAGGACGAGGCAAAGGACGUGAGCGGACCGGUGGUGGAUCGGAAGUGCUCGCGCUGUGGACACGACGGGAUGGUAUAUCACACACGGCAAACACGCUCGGCAGACGAGGGGCAGACAGUGUUCUACACGUGUACCAGCUGCAGGCACCAAGAGAAGGAGGACUCCUGACCAUGGAGAAGGCAGCAACUGCAACGAGACCCCGUGCUGGAGGUGGGACCCCUGGCCAGUUGGUGCACUUGUUGGCUGUCCAGUCUCUCUCUCUCGUGUCUUCGUUCCUCUGUUGUGGAUUUUGUAAAUAAACGAGCCAGAUUUCUUACAAGA